Malassezia restricta is the source of this 2856-nucleotide messenger RNA. Its product is annotated as helix-loop-helix DNA-binding domain protein. The record is from RefSeq and is a predicted model, not a curated record. The transcript has a single exon. Bases 1 to 2856 code for a protein of 951 amino acids. Gene Ontology annotation, molecular function: protein dimerization activity. Lineage: Eukaryota; Fungi; Basidiomycota; Malasseziomycetes; Malasseziales; Malasseziaceae.
AUGAUGGAAGAGGAAAGCGCAGAGCCUGCGCCGGUGGCCUUUCGAGCCACGAGCGAUGACAUGAAUGAGUGGAAAGACUUGGAUUCUACGCUAGGAGUGCCGAAACCGUGGUCGAUGGUUGAUGUACCUGACCUCUUCCUUACCAAUCUGAUCCAUGAUGUGGAUCACACGUUCGCGGAUGAUUCGCUCACAGAGUUCUCCAGUACGAUGAACCACUCCGGAAGCGACUCUGAGAGUAGCUCUGAUGCCUUCAAAGAUUUCAUGAUGCGCCAGUCAUCGCCAGAGAGUUUGUCCAACACACCUCCGCUUGUUCACAGCUGCGGUGACGGUGGCGUCGACGGCACCACGACAAGUCCGCCUGAUUUUCCCCUGGAUACUCAAGAUAUGGCGCCUCUCACGAACCAGCAACUCGCCUCUAUCUUUGGGUUUCCGCCGACGUCUUCGUGUAACCAAGAGCCCGUUCAGGGCAUUUCGCCCUCGUCAGUUCAGCAAAGUCCACCUGUGUCGAUGCAUAAACCCGAAAUACCUGUCCAAACUACUUCUCCCGUUUCUGAGUCGCAAGCCUCAUCAGGCUCGCCGACGCAAGAAUCCAUCCUGGCUUCGCUUCACAUGCAACCAGGCAGUAACAGCAAUGCGAUGACAGCCUUAAAUCGUUUGCGUGCUGUCACACAUGAAUGUGAGCAAAAGAAGCAGGAGAAUAAGCAACAGCAAGUGAAAUCAUCAUUGUCCUCGGCGACAACGCCACAGUCUUCUUCCUCAUCGAACGUGCCAUCCGACGGAAGUGAAAUGUGGACACGUAAAAAUGCUCAUAAUGCGAUUGAGCGUCGAUAUCGGAGUAACAUUAAUGACAGAAUUGCAGGACUGCGCGACGUAGUGCCCGCAUUGCGUGAGAUGCAGUCACGAGGACCACGACGUAAGCGACGGCGUGGAAAGGCCGAGGAAGUCGAAUUAGUGGAUGGCAUCCGCGCUGCUACUAAGCUAAGUAAAGCUACCAUCUUAAGCAAGGCCACCGAGUAUAUUUGCUAUCUCAAGUCUCGCGAAGUGCGCUUGAGCCGUGAGGUGGCCGGUCUGCAUAUGCUGCUCCGCAGUCUCGAGGGCGGUGACGAGCUCAUGUCGCAGUGGAAUGCCGAGAUGGAACGGCUGCACGCCAUGUACCCACCAAUGGAUGCAGUGUACCCAGACGGUCCCGCACCGCCCCUGUCACCCUCGGAAGAUGCAGAAGAAGGCGAUCUUGUCGACGAAUCGGAUGAUGCAGACGACUCUGAGUCCGUGUCGUCCGGUGGUGAACCUAUGCGUACCAAAGCAGCGCGGUACAUGCUGGGUGCAUUUUUGAUUCCAUCCUUACUUGGACGUUCUGAUUGGGGCACCGAGGCACCGGACGCGACGCCGCAAGCACAUGUCAUGGGUGUUUGUCACCAGCUAUGGAAGCGAUCGCUGGGUUCAUCGGACACGGUCCAUCCCUAUAAUCAUGUUCCCCUUUCUGAUCUUGUGUGGGAACUUUUGCGUGGCUGUGCACUCCUGGGUUUGAUCGUGGUUGUCCUCAUGUCGGUCGGGGCGCAUAUUCGUCGAUGGUGUCGGCGACUGGAGUUGAAGCAGUCAUCGCGACUGCAGUAUGUCGCAGGCGCUGAAGCCUUGCUGCGUACACCUGUUGAGCAGGCCCAGGUGGCCGAGCCUAUGCAGCCAGCUCAUGCCAAGCGAAUGUAUGCUCAGCUGAGUGAACUGCUGCAUGUGCCACGUACAUACAUGGCACUGUCCUGGCGCAUCGCAUGGACAUGUUUGUGCCUCAUUACGACUCUCUUUCCGGGUGUGACGGCAUGGAUCCGGUACGCAUCGGCUGAUCCAACGGUCUCGUUAUUGUACAGGCGCGCGCACAUGCGCCGCGCUGAGCUCGAGCUUACGCUGGGCGGUGACAUCCAGCCGAGUCUGGCACAGCGUCUGUACACACUAGUCGUGUUGCAAUUCGCUGCUUGUAUCUACUGCGCCACGGUGGACGAGUCGUUACUUUUAGCGCUCAUGUAUUGCGACUUGGCGCAGCGCACAAGAAUACCACUUCUUAUGCGGCAUGGCGCAUAUCUGUGGCGCAAGACGGGUGCGCGUCUUGUGGAUGCACCGAACUCGGACGAGACCUCUCAGCGUAUGUUGGCAGAGUUGCUCAGUGUUCCUGUGCCGCAGGCAUUAGCGUACGCUCGAAGCAACGCGACGGAGGCAUCUGUCAUCGUAUCGCCUUUGGCCAACAUGCUAGAGGCACUGCGUCAGGAGGCGUUGUUGUCGUAUUGGACAACGAUCAUCACGAGUAUGAUGCGGACGGCAUCUUCGGCAGAGAAGCGGUGGAGUCCACACGUGCUGGAUGUCAUCCAGGACUCGGCGUCUCUGAGAGGCAUCCAGCAGCAGCUCCAUGCUUUGUCUCGAGAUGGCGCUUCGAGCGCUGCGUUGCAUGAACAGAUGCUUGUGGCGCAGGGCAUGCUUGAACUAGCUGCUGGACAACUGACGCGCGCACAAAUGCACGCGCGCUCGCUGAAGCAACAUCAGCCGUCCUCGCUUGCUGCGCAGCAAUUUUUGGCCCUAUGGAAAGAUACACCGCUCGUGGCGAGUGCACCGAGGGGCCCGGUUGACAUGCUCGCCAGUGUGGUGAUUGGGUGGUUUGUCCUGCUGCGCAAGUAUCACCUUCAUGGCGGGACACACGAGGUCAGUGACCAGGUGGCUGCAUGCACGUCAACCUUGCAGGAGCUGGCGUCGCAAUGCCUGUGGACGUUUGUGUCGCCGCCUGAGAAGGGAGGGCAUGUAUAUUUGCAGCCCGAGCAAGCGCCAUGCCUCGUCCAUGCGCUGGACCUGCUGAUGGAUCAGCUGAGCCCGUAG